CCGGGUGUUUCGGUUUCGAGCGGCACGCCCCCUUACCCAGGUGAUUUCGCUCUUUCAAGUGGAAGCUCGCUUUUUACACAGUUUUUGCAAGUUUUUGUGUAAAAUCGGGCCGAUAGACCGGCCGAUGUUGCUUGGCGGGUUACGUGCCUGGGGCAGCAUUUGUCUACGAUCAUUCCCCGCAUUUUCAGCGAGGAAUUUCAGGCAUUUCAGCAGUAAUAGUGGAGGCAGGAAAAGUGGCAGCAGCACUGUUUACUAUGUCGCAGCUGCCGGAGUCCUCACCCUCGGACUCAGCUACGCCGCCGUGCCCCUCUACAGAAUGUUCUGCCAGGCCUACAGCUAUGGUGGAACGACAGCCGUCGGUCACGACAAGGAAAAGGUGGCAUCGAUGUCGGCGGUCGAGAACCGAGUGAUCAAGAUCAAAUUUAACGCUGACCUUGGUGCGAGCAUGCGGUGGAACUUCAAGCCUCAGCAACCGGAGAUUUUAGUGAAACCCGGUGAGACCGCCCUGGCUUUCUACAAAGCGCGAAACCCUACAGACCGACCUGUUAUUGGCAUUAGCACUUAUAAUGUGAUCCCCUUUGAGGCGGGCCAAUACUUUAACAAAAUUCAAUGCUUUUGCUUCGAAGAACAGAUGCUCAACCCUAACGAAGAGGUUGACAUGCCUGUUUUCUUCUACAUCGAUCCUGAAUUUGUGUCAGACCCAAGGAUGGAGUAUGUAGAGACGAUCACCUUGUCAUACACUUUCUUUGAGGCGCGGGAAGGUCUUAAACUGCCUCUGCCAAACCACCAGAGUAGAUAAAAAGUGCUGCGAUGAAUGAAUAGUCCACAAAUGCAUUAAACGAGUUGAUUUUUUAACAAAGUCACCAU
Cloeon dipterum is the source of this 867-nucleotide messenger RNA. RefSeq names its product cytochrome c oxidase assembly protein COX11, mitochondrial (gene Cox11). The coding region runs from base 125 to 799 and encodes 224 amino acids. The transcript is spliced from 4 exons. Lineage: Eukaryota; Metazoa; Arthropoda; Insecta; Ephemeroptera; Baetidae. Gene Ontology annotation, molecular function: copper ion binding. Gene Ontology annotation, cellular component: mitochondrial inner membrane. The record is from RefSeq and is a predicted model, not a curated record.